Messenger RNA from Galleria mellonella (greater wax moth), 934 nucleotides. RefSeq names its product negative elongation factor E (gene Nelf-E). Gene Ontology annotation, cellular component: NELF complex. Gene Ontology annotation, biological process: negative regulation of transcription elongation by RNA polymerase II. The record is from RefSeq and is a predicted model, not a curated record. NCBI's taxonomy places the organism in Eukaryota, Metazoa, Arthropoda, Insecta, Lepidoptera, Pyralidae. The transcript has 4 exons. Bases 129 to 920 code for a protein of 263 amino acids.
UAUAUGAUGGCCAAAAGAUACGCUUCCAAGCCGAUAUAAAAAAAUAUUUCUCUUAAUUUUCGCUAUGUAUACUUACAGCUACCUUUUUAGUAAAUUUUAAUUCAAACUGUUUUUCUACAAAUAAUAAUAUGGUUUAUUUACAUUUUCCUUCUAAUUUGACUGAGGAAGAGUUAAUGCUCCAAGCAAAAUAUCAGAAGUUAAAAAAGAAAAAAAAAGCACUACAGGCACUAAAAGCACCUAAACAAGAGCCCGAGAAACCUAUAUUACCAAAACGACCUACAGAAGCUCGCGAUGCACGUGAAAUAGCGCGUAAAUUAAUCAAAAGUGGAGCAAUACAAGCAAUAAAGAGCCCUCCUCCACAGCCUCAAAAUGCUACCUUUAAAAGACCACGAGCAGGUAGAGAAAGAAAACUGAGUGGGUCAGCAGGAGGAGCUGGAGGAGUAGCCUCGUACCAACCCUUUAGUGCCUCACAGGAACCUCCACCCCCAGAAGAAAAAGCUGCUCCUCGAGUCAAAUAUUUGUAUGACUCUUUUGUCACAGCCCGUGAUAAAGAAGAGAAGACACCUCGGAUUCACGGAGGAGGUGAUACUCCUGCAACAGGUGGUGGUAGAAGUUCUACACUACUUGUAACGGGUGCUCGCAUUACUGAAGAGGCAAUUAGACGUCUUUUAACAACAUAUGAACCAUUCACAUAUAUACAGGAACCAGAUGAUGAUAAGGUAUUCUUAACAUUUGAUUCUGUUGAAAUUGCAAGCCAUGCACAAACAGCACUAGAAGGAUGUGAAGAAGGCUGGCGAGUGACAAAUUCUCGAAGGCCGCCAACAACAGGUGCGUGGGCGCCCGCAGCAUCGCCACGAAAUCCACCUCCGCCGAAAGAUGCGAAACGUUCUUUAAUAACAUAUGAUGAUAUAUUUGAAUAAAAAAAUUAAAUCUA